Molecule: messenger RNA, 1137 nt
Organism: Uncinocarpus reesii 1704
Lineage: Eukaryota; Fungi; Ascomycota; Eurotiomycetes; Onygenales; Onygenaceae
Product: protein spt3
Exons: 3
Coding region: 1-1137 (378 amino acids)
Biological process (GO): transcription by RNA polymerase II
Cellular component (GO): SAGA complex
Molecular function (GO): protein heterodimerization activity; transcription coregulator activity
Source: RefSeq, a predicted model, not a curated record
AUGACUUUACAGCUUGAGGCAGCCAAAAGGUGGUUGAACUUAUCAUCUGGGAGGCAAAAUAAUGAAGUCACAGCGCACCCUCUAGGAGCGCGUCAGCGACUGCUGAUGCAAGCUCGACAAACAACAGAUGUGGCACCUUCAAGCGAGCAGGUUCAGGACCAUGAGUUGGACGGCUUCGCGUCAAAUAAGGAAUUUAUGACUGAUGUUAUAGAGAAGAUGAUGUUUGUUUCCGGAGAGACAGCGGAACCGUCAGUGGAGACAACAACCUUAGUCGAAGAGAUCGUGCGUCAACAAGUUAUUGAAAUGCUUAUCCGAAGCACUGCCCUCGCUGCUCGUCGGGGCGUCCGGUCUAUUUCAACUGACGACCUCUUUUUCCUUAUCCGUCAUGACAAGGCUAAAGUUUCGCGACUGAAAACGUUCCUCUCCUGGAAGGACGUUCGCAAGAAUGUAAAAGAUUCUGACGACAAAGGCGGGGGAGAUACGGCAGAUUUUGGUGCUGGAGACGAUCCUCUUGCGGGUGCUGCACAGGAUGUCGCCGCUAAACCGAAAACUAAACGUGCUAAAAUUGGUCUUCCAUGGGACCUCAAUAAUCUCUAUUCUGUUCAAGUUCCCGAACGUGAGGAUGAAGAAGAUGAAGAGGAGGAAGAGCAAAACUAUGCGACUCUUCAACGUCUUGCGAACGCGGAUGAGCGUACUAAGAAUAUGACCCGUGAAGAAUAUGUUUUCUGGUCCGACUGCCGACAAGCAUCUUUCACUUUCCGCAAGGCCAAACGUUUCCGUGAAUGGGCUGGCUUUGGCAUUGUUACAGAUUUUAAGCCGAACGACGAUAUUGUUGAUAUUUUGGGAUUUCUCACUUUUGAGAUUGUUCAGACCCUGACAGAAGAGGCUUUAAAGGUUAAAGAACAGGAAGAUCGCGGCAAAAAAGGGCGUGGAGGCACUGAGGACGGAGGAGAGAAAAGCAAGAAACGCAAACGAGAGACCGGGCUUUUCGACCCCCCAGAAGAAGGUAGAACGCCUAUUGAGCCAAAACACGUCCAUGAAGCAUUCCGUAAGCUGCAGGCUACCCCCAAUAAAGCCGUUGCUAUGUUGUUGCAUGGGGGCCGUGCACCUGUUCGCACACCACUGAGGCUUAUCUAG